CAUUUUAGCUUUUCGUUGUGUUCGCAUGUGUUUUUCGGUGCUUGCGGUCUUUUUUUUCCAAUCCCCCGAACGGUUUACCUGUUUACUUAGCACUGUAAGACCGACCGCGGCCGCGUGAGAAAACAAUAAAACGAAUUUUGUAUUUUAAUUAAUUGAUUUUAUGAUUUUUAAAACUUGACGCCAUUUAACACAUUCGCAAGUCGUGUCUCAGCAAAAAAGGCUAAAUUCACAAAACAACACGAACUACCAUCAAAUCAAGCCGAGAAUUUAUGUAAAUUAGUGGCGAAAAAUAUACAUACAUACUCGUACUCCACACCUCAGCCCACACACACACAAAUUUCAAUGUCUGCAGCUUCGAACACCGCUGUUGAACAACCCAACACACACAAACCACACACGACAAUUGUUUUGAGCUUCACAGCUCAGUGCACUUCAAUGAGCUGAGAUAAUUAGUAGAUACAAAAAAUAACGAUAUAAACUACAUAUUAAUACUUACUUACAUACACACGCAAGCCAAGAGACGAGACGAGAGAGUAAACCAAAUCACAUACACGUACAAGCCCAUAGAUAUAUAGGUAUAGAGGGCCGGCUUAAAUGAGAACCACCUGAUUGAAGCGGGCCAAUACGUUCGUGCACACAUCGGCGCACAAUAUGGAAGUGUAUGACGACAGGCCAGCGAGUGUCUACGACAAUUUGAAAACGACAAACGACAACAGAGCAAUACAUACGAGUACGCCGAAAGCCGUGGGUAUUGUUAAGUCAGCAGAGUCAACACCAACAGCUGCUGUCGUACGCAGCGGAGCGACAACUUCGGCGAUCGCAGCGAAUGGUGCAACUAGCUCACCCAUUUACGCCGAUAUCACAUUCAAGUUUAAUGACAAUCAGCUACUGACAGAUCAACAACAGUCACAACAACCGCUUUUACAACAGCAACGCCAGCAACAACAACAGCAAACGCUUCCGUGCUUGAGUCGGCAAAACCAACCACAGUCGACGCAGCAACAACAACCGUUGGUGGCGUCAAACUUCACUGAUCACACAACAACAGCGUCAGCAUUGCAUUUUCCAACAAAUACAACACUAGCAACACCCGAGAAUAUCAACAAGAACAACAAUAGCAAAUAUACUAAUAGCAAGAAUCAACGGUUAAUACAACCGAACACGUCAAUCACAAUGCCAGCUCCUGUACCAGCACCAGCACCAGCACCAGCCUCCGUUCCGCCUCCGGCUCUAGCAUCGUCAACAUCAGCAGCGCCGCUAUCGUCUUCAGCCACUGCAUAUGCAGCGGUUAGGAAUGCAAGUCCAACACAAAGACCGCUUAGUCAACACUCGCAAUCGGAACUUUACGAAGCCAGUCAGAGUAUAGCUGCGGUGAAAGCUGCAUUGAAUGAUGCUAAAUCGAAAUUUUUCGGCUUAAACGGUUACGCUCAAGACCCGGUCGCCCAACAACCACAACAACAACAAUUUACGUCACCCACCACCACAUCGUCACGCCUACUCAUCGACAAUCAAUAUCCAAAAGUACAAAUCGUGACCACAGCUCCGACGCCGCCGCCAAAGACUCAACCGACGUAUCAGAACAUACCAGAGAACAGCGCCAUAUUCCGCAGCCUUAAUAACGGCGGUACACCACCUGCAUUACCGCCCAAACCGUCAGUGGAUGCUGUGGGAAUGCCGUCGAGAAUGACGGCCGCCGCCACAACUUCGCCCACUCAACCGGAUGGCGCUGUUUCAAUGGCACCUGAUUCGGCCGCGUUUCCAUCGAGUUCAAGGCAAUCGAAUACACCGUCGCCAUCGCCAUCAUCGCCCUCGGAUGCCGCUAAGGUGUCGUUGUCAUCUUCACAUGCCGCAUAUAAACAAAUACCACUAAAUGAUAUUGAUACAUUGCAGCCAUCACAAGCCGUCUACAUGUCCACCACAGUGCCGCAGAAUAUAAAAGGUAGUAAAAUUGCGGGCCGACAUACUCCAACAAGAAAUAGUUUAAGGCACAGUCGCAUGCUAGUUGUAAAUAAUAAAACAUAUCCAGCCGCACAGCAUCCGAAUCCAAUGAAUUUCAAAUAUCCGAAUCUUGCCCGUUGGCUGCUCAUACUGGAGAUAAUAGUUGGUUUACUAAUAUCAUUCCUAGCGAUUUGGAUAUUCUGUUUAGCGCCAAAUACGGCCAUACAAUAUAAUCCCUAUUGGAGUGGCUUAGUGCUCCUCCUCGCCGGCAUUCUGGGACUUGUGCUUGUACGCUAUCAGCGUAUUAAACGACACAAAGUACGCGAGAAUUGUUUUAAAUUUUUACGCGCCGAUACAUAUCUGCUCGCCCUCUUGGCCGUCUUGCUGUGUGUGGUGGCGCUCUUCUGUGCCACCCUGCACUAUGCGCGUCUCUGCGCUAGCGAUACACACUGUGCGUCGACAAAUAUACUACUGGAGCAAGGUUCUUGCACAUGCACGUUUAAUGUGAAUGAGGCUGAACUGGCGACGCCGGCAGCGAAUAGCAGCAGUGUGGCACAGCUGGCCAAUGGUUUGCUGGAUGAGGAAGUGCCGCCGGAGACGACGUUCAGUGAUCAGAGUUACAAGGUGGAAUAUCGUGACUUAAGUUGCAAGGAAGUGCGCGGUGUGUGGAUUACAAUAUUGAUCUUGUCCAUUACGUUCAAUUCAAUUGGCUUUCUGCUCGCUUUCGCCUACACAAUGCUAAUUUUUUGCUGUCGUCUCAACGGUAAUCGUCCGAUUUAUGCAUCCGUCCAUACCAGUAACUUUUAAAAACGAAGGAUACGCUAAAUACAAAUUUACACUCAUACACACGCAAACACACACGUAUAUACCUGUAGUAUUUUCGUUUUUAAUUUUUGAA
Messenger RNA from Ceratitis capitata (Mediterranean fruit fly), 2836 nucleotides. RefSeq names its product mucin-5AC. Bases 652 to 2745 code for a protein of 697 amino acids. Lineage: Eukaryota; Metazoa; Arthropoda; Insecta; Diptera; Tephritidae. The record is from RefSeq and is a predicted model, not a curated record. Gene Ontology annotation, cellular component: dystrophin-associated glycoprotein complex; sarcolemma. The transcript is spliced from 8 exons.